GUCACAAGUGAGGGCGGGAGAGGUUGAGGUUGAGGAAGAGCAGAGGAAUCCAUUCCAGGAGUGUUUAAUGGCGGGAGGCAAGGAAGCGCACGGGUGGGCAGCCAGGGAUGUCUCUGGUCACCUCUCCCCUUACCACUUCUCACGGAGGGUUCAGAGAGACGACGACGUCACCAUCAAGGUGCUCUUCUGCGGGCUUUGCCACACUGACCUCCACGUCAUCAAGAACGAGUUUGGCAACGCCAAGUACCCCGUCGUUCCCGGGCACGAGAUCGUCGGCGUCGUCACCGACGUCGGCUCCGGCGUCACAAGCUUCAAGCCCGGCGACACGGUGGGCGUGGGCUACUUCGUCGACUCCUGCCGCAGCUGCGACAGCUGCAGCAAGGGGUACGAGAGCUACUGCCCGCAGCUCGUGGAGACGUCCAACGGCGUGAGCCUGGACGACGAUGACGGCGGCGCCACCACCAAGGGCGGCUUCUCCGACGCCCUCGUCGUCCACCAGCGCUACGUGGUGCGGGUCCCGGCCAGCCUGCCGCCCGCCGGGGCCGCGCCGCUGCUGUGCGCCGGCGUCACCGUGUUCAGCCCCAUGGUGCAGUACGGCCUGAACGCGCCGGGGAAGCACCUGGGCGUCGUCGGCCUCGGCGGCCUCGGCCACCUGGCCGUCCGCUUCGGCAAGGCGUUCGGGAUGAAGGUCACCGUCAUCAGCACGUCGCUGGGCAAGCGGGACGAGGCCCUCGGCCGCCUCGGUGCCGACGCGUUCCUGGUCAGCCGCGACCCCGAGCAGAUGAGGGCGGCGGCGGGCACCUUGGACGGCGUCAUCGACACGGUGUCGGCCGACCACCCUGUCGUGCCGCUGCUGGACCUGCUCAAGCCGAUGGGCCAGAUGGUCGUCGUCGGCCUGCCCACCAAGCCGCUCCAGGUGCCUGCCUUCAGCCUCGUCGCCGGCGGGAAGCGCGUGGCCGGGAGUGCCGGCGGCGGCGUCGGGGAGUGCCAGGCCAUGCUCGACUUUGCCGGCGAGCACGGGAUCACCGCGGAUGUGGAGGUCGUCGGGAUGGACUACGUCAAUACCGCCAUCCAGCGCCUAGAGAGGAACGAUGUCAGGUACCGCUUCGUUGUCGACGUCGCGGGCAGCAAGAUUGGAGGCUAGGCAUCACCAUUCCUAGUGUUCUGUCGAUCGACGUGUGAUUUGCUUCUUCCUCGAGCGUGUCUUAUUGUUCUGGUUGGAGCACGUACGCGGCCAUCACACGCAGGCGUGGAUAAUAAACAAGGUAGAGUUUCGGGUUGUGUCGUUUCUGGAUGUAUGGUGCCGGUGGAUAAUAAACAAGCUUGGUGUGGUCG
Zea mays is the source of this 1335-nucleotide messenger RNA. RefSeq lists its product as uncharacterized. NCBI's taxonomy places the organism in Eukaryota, Viridiplantae, Streptophyta, Magnoliopsida, Poales, Poaceae. Bases 68 to 1144 code for a protein of 358 amino acids. Gene Ontology annotation, molecular function: oxidoreductase activity, acting on the CH-OH group of donors, NAD or NADP as acceptor; zinc ion binding. The record is from RefSeq and is marked provisional. The transcript is spliced from 3 exons.